UAUUACAGCUGCAGUGCAGAGAGAUACACUCUAAAGUCUAACUGAUGAUGCAAAGUCAAAAUAAUUGUUUGAUUUAAGAAGAAAAAAAAAAAGGAAAACUUGAAAAGAUAGUAAAACCUAGCAAUGCCUUACGAAAAUUCUGAGAACCCUGAAGUGGAAGUUCAAUUUGAGAGUACAACAACAGAUCAAACUCCAAAAGAAGAGAAAUUUAGGGAGAAGGAAGAAACUACUUUGUAUACUGUUUUUCAUAGUCUCUUUACUCAGAUUUUCUUUCCAGAUAAUAAUGAUGGCACAUCAAUUCCUCUUCUCUUUAAACGUACAAAGAAAUCUGUGUACAAAAAUGCUCCUUAUUUGCGACAAGCUACAAAGAAUUCUACCAAUAAUCUUCUUCUCUGGACUCGUCAAGGCAGUCCUUUCCGUGCUCUACUCGUCAUCUCUGCUGGAACAAUAACAUUUCUGUCUUUGACUGGAUUCCUCGUUUUUAUGCUUUUCUUUGUGGGUGCAACUAUCAAUGCGGUUGUCAUCUCUCUUUUUAUAUCUUUAGCUGCUGCUGGAGGCUUCUUAGCUAUCUUCUUUGCCUGCAUUACGGCAGUAUAUAUUGGAGCUUUAUCAGUGGCUUUGGUUGUCAUUUCUACUGCUACUGUCACAACAGUUAUCGCAGUUCUUAUAACCACAGGUUGGCUUACUUUUUUCUACGCCGUGUGGUGGGUGACAAAGAAAACUAUCAGCUUUGCUGAGUGCUCACUUAAUAUUACUUCUUCAGCACUAUCAGCUUAUUCUGCUGGUCGAUAUGCUAGUCAUACAUCUGCAGAUAAGGGAUCUUCAAUAGAUUGAGAUAGGGUCUUCAACCUCUCUGCCAAUCAUGGAGCACCAUCGUCGCCCCACAAAAGUUUGCCUGAUCUUCUGUAAACCUGAACAAGGAAAUCCUCUGGAUCCAACCUGUCUUUCAUUUUGUAAGCUUUGUAUAUGUUCUUUCUUCGCAUGUUUCAGAACUUCUCCGAUAUGCUCUGUUGCAUCUUCCAAGUUUGUAUCACGUACACGAUAUCAGUUUCAAUAUCAUUAUUUUGGUAAAUUCCUGGGCAGUUGAUCAAGAAGAUCUGUUUCAGAAGCAUUAUAUAUUGUCAGACGUUCGUUUCCUACUGGGUGUAUUUCAGCCUUGCUCACAGUUUUUUUUUUUUUUUUGAAGUAUUUGUACACAGAUUUGGUCUGUAAUGUAUUGAUGAAUGAUGAUUUGCCAAACAUAUGGAUAUACAACAAAUCCCACUGUUGUAGCUUGCUUUUCA
Molecule: messenger RNA, 1283 nt
Organism: Papaver somniferum (opium poppy)
Lineage: Eukaryota; Viridiplantae; Streptophyta; Magnoliopsida; Ranunculales; Papaveraceae
Exons: 4
Coding region: 124-834 (236 amino acids)
Source: RefSeq, a predicted model, not a curated record